CGGGCGCUUAACGAUUGUUGUUUUUUUUGCAAUUUCCUCGACCACUUUCAGCCGGAUUUUCUUUAAUUUCCCGAUUUCCCGAACGAGUUUUCACUGCCAUGAGUACGAGUGAUAAAAAAUCGCUAACGGCGGCGAGCGGAACGGAUGAUAUUCUGGAACCGAGCACCGUUUCGAUGGUGGCCUCCUCGAGCCGGGACGAUAUCUGGGACGAUACGAUCAUCAUCAAAAAGUACGACGCUUCGCUGGCGCUGAUCAAGGAGGAAGUGGCGAAGCGGUUGGCGAUGAAGACAAACCGUAAAGUGAUCCACGAGUCCGCGCUGACCGCGGCCGGUAGUCGGAAAACACCGAAAAAGGAAACCGACGAAUCGAUGGUAGACGGUGGUGGUGGUGGUGCGGCCUCGCCGGGUCAGGACGAACGGAGCGCCAUGGAAGUAUCGGAGCAGGAACUGGUGAACGGUGGACGCGCAGAAACAUUCGAAAUUGGAGAUUACGUUCGGGCCACGUACGACGAUGGAAUCGAUUAUGAGGCCAAAAUAAUCGGAUUCGGUACGCACGGUGAUUGUCUGAUACGGUAUGUAGGCUACAACAACGAACAAACGGUACUGUUGGAAGAGUUGGUGCCCUCGUGGGGUCGUAAAGCGCGAAGACAGCAGCGAGCGGAAGCGGCCGAAGCGGAAGCAGCAGCCGCCGAUUCCCAGCUGGAUGGCAGUGACGAUGAGCAGCAGCGGUUCACGAAGCAAGCCAGCAAGAUCGAACUGAACUUCGGGCCCCACUUUAGCCGGCCACAGGUGGGGCAUGCUGGCGCAGGAAGAGCGGGAAUCGGUCGAUACGGGAUGAGCGGAGGUAUUCCGGGCGGUUCAACCGCGUACAUGAUUCCACCGCCACCUCCCAUGCCACCGAUGCUGGAGGACGCAGAUGACGUGGAGUCCGAGAAUCUUUCCGCCAUGCUGAUGUCCUGGUACAUGAGCGGGUACUAUACGGGGCUUUACCAUGGCCAGCGGAUGUCCCAGCAGCAACAGCAACAGCAGCAGCAAACACAACAUCAGAAGCGAGCCAGACAAUCCUAAUAGCUGCUCGCGAUUGCGAUUGUAUUCUAGAUUUAAGGAAACUAUUUUACGCAAAGCAUCAUCGGAUUACUCAUUGGGUCACCAGUGGAUCUUAAGUAUUUGGUUCGCAACCAUCGCAAAAAGCUGGCCAAAACGGGGCUGAAGGUGAUGGGCGGUGGUUCACGUGCUCGAUGGCUGUUGUGCGGCCACAAAAGCUCGCUGUUGAUAUCUAUAAGCUUAUCUUAAAUUAGUCUGCAUGAUUCAUGGUUUGAUUUUUGAUGAUAAUAUAAUAAUGAUCAAUGAAAACCUUUAUGCUAAACGCUAUUGACAGUUGCUGUAGAAUUAGUUCCUUCCGCCUGUUCCGGUU
Messenger RNA from Anopheles darlingi, 1413 nucleotides. RefSeq names its product survival motor neuron protein (gene Smn). The transcript is spliced from 2 exons. NCBI's taxonomy places the organism in Eukaryota, Metazoa, Arthropoda, Insecta, Diptera, Culicidae. Bases 99 to 1067 code for a protein of 322 amino acids. The record is from RefSeq and is a predicted model, not a curated record.